UGCAUCAGUCCCACAGUCACACGCAGGACUUACGACCACAACAACGCCAAGACCAACCACGUGAUAACCUCAAGUCCAACCACGUGAUAACCCCAAGUCUAACCACGUCACCAUAACAAGUCCAACGUCCCGACCUCAACGUCUUAAGUCUAGCUAAGCCACAUAGAAAAAGUCCGGUUAGAUGUAUGGAAUGAAGCUGUCAGUAGUGGUGAUGGUGUUGGCGGCUGUUGCUAGGGAGUCAGAGGCUGCUGUCUUCGGUGUGGGUAACAUCAUGGCACGCAGGUAUCCCAAAAACCCCGAGUUCCACACUAUGGAGGUCCCCGAAAUGGCCACGGCGACCCCAGGCGUCGCCAACCUCCCCGGUACCGUCGUUUCACGCACUGGAAGCCGCCCCGUCGACACCAACCUCUCAGGCACACGCCCCGUCGACACCGCCCAGGGCCCCAUUUACUACCCCGUUGGCCCUAUCUCCUCUCGCCCCGGCAAUAAAGCCGUUUAUUUCCACUUGGGGAGUUAUGGGCCCCGUCACCCCGUCCCUAUCCUCGUCCGCGGCAAGCCAGUCAGCAGCAGGGGAUACCCUCAACGAUCUGGCUACUCAUCCUACGGGAGAAGCCAUUAAGAGAUAUUAUGGUUUCUAGUUGUUUUCUACCUGGGCGACUCAUGACCCGGUGUUCUUUAUUGAGUGGGGAUGUUGAUUGUUUAUUUUUGUUUAUGGAAUGAGUUUUAUACCUCGUUGAUUCUCUCUGUUUGUUGUUCUCUAAGAGGUCUUUAAGUUCUCUAUUCAAGUGUUUCCGUCUAUGGUGUUUAAUAGCUUAAUGUCUCUAGUUUUCUAAGGGACUAGUACCCAGUUUAACUCAUGGUUUCUAAAUGGUGUCUAAAUAAGCACUGAUGUUCUCUAGUUCUCUAUCUGGAUAACUGGAGGGACUACUUGUUAAGGGUUUCUACCUCUACAGAACCUCACUAGGGUGUUGUUCUCUAAGUGAAGUAAUAGAAACCAAUAACUCUGGCUCUCUACCUAAACCAAACCUAACAGUUCUCAGCAUGAAGUGUCAGAAACCAAGGUCUCUAAUGUUGGCUUACCUUUAUGACGACCAUCUGUUCUCUAGACGUGGGUUCUAAAGUUCUCUAAUCCAAGUACUCCUCCAGCUUCAUCGAUGCAAAUCACAGAGGUUUCCAAAUGCUCUCUUCUUAAGCCAGCUGUUCUCUCGAUGUGGGAUCCUACGGUUUCUAUGCCAAGAACUCCAUCUUCGACGCUACCUUCCUGGUCUUCAAGUAUCACAGAGAAAAAAGUCACAAAUCAACAUCGUCCCUUUGGAAAAAUUAUGUUAUGGGUUUAAUACCAACAUUGUCCCCCAUCUUGUUUGUUCAUGAGACAUAAAUAAGCAUAAUUAAUCAUCAAUAGAUUUUUGUAUAUAAUAUCUAAAUGUUGAAUUUGUUAACUUUUAUUUUGGUAUUAAAUGUAUACUUUGAUGUUAUAUAUA
Homarus americanus (American lobster) is the source of this 1481-nucleotide messenger RNA. RefSeq lists its product as uncharacterized. Lineage: Eukaryota; Metazoa; Arthropoda; Malacostraca; Decapoda; Nephropidae. The coding region runs from base 182 to 619 and encodes 145 amino acids. The transcript has 3 exons. The record is from RefSeq and is a predicted model, not a curated record.